Messenger RNA from Penaeus chinensis, 4111 nucleotides. RefSeq lists its product as uncharacterized. The record is from RefSeq and is a predicted model, not a curated record. Lineage: Eukaryota; Metazoa; Arthropoda; Malacostraca; Decapoda; Penaeidae. The transcript is spliced from 6 exons. Gene Ontology annotation, molecular function: protein binding. Bases 130 to 1893 code for a protein of 587 amino acids.
CUAGAGUAGUCACGACAAAAACAUUGGAGUGGAAGCUGGGACGUGGAAGUUGUUCCUUACUUUUUAUUUGUCUUGCGGUUUCGGGGUUGUUUUUAAGUCUAAAAACCAUUAUGUGAAGAAGGCAUUAUCAUGUGGCGCCUGCUGAGUUCGUUAACUAGAGGUUUUAGAUCUGUCCGUCCCACUCAUUGUUGUUCUCAAGAGGGUCCAGAUGACAAAUCCGGAAAGCAGUUUGAUUUUCAAUGCCAGCUGCUGUUCACGAGACGUCCCUGCCACACAUCUCAGCAGACUCAACAGCAUGACCACAGAGGAAAUGAUGGGGCAAAGUACUUUAGACACAGUUCAGAGUCAUCUGGCAAGUUAGAAACAUGGAAAACUCUUCCAACAUUACAGAAAAAGAGAGGCCAUGGUGACUGGGUCUUCUGCAAUGUGGAUUUUAAGGAAAAACAGAGCAAGUGGGGAAGGUCCUGCCGAUGGAAAAGCAGAGAAAGGUUUUUGUGGACGCACUCGAUACUCCAAGGGUUCGGAUGGGGUUCAGUUGUGGCCUUGACUUAUUCACUGUAUCAAGGUUGGGAUGAUCUACAAAGAGAGAAAGAGGCAAGGAAAUCUAUCUAUAAGUGGUACAAUGAGAGGAAUAAAUUUCCUAAUGAUUAUCAGAAAGAAAAUAGCUGGAAAAAUUGUGAAGGCAGCCAGCCCUGGAAUAAUAGCUUUGUCAAGAACCAUAUAUACCAAUGGUGGUUCCAGAAUGGGCAUCAGUAUCCCUAUAUCACCUCUGUAGAAUCUGAUUACCAACAUAGGCACCUGACUGUUUACCCUCAAGAACUGUCAAAAUCACUUUUUAGUGCUCUUUGGAAUCUAGCAGUUGUUCAAAAAGAUUUUAAUUUUGCAUUGAAGAGGAAUGUUAGAGAUGAAGGACACCAAAAGAAUGACCAUCAGUCCUUUGAUGAUGGCCUUCUUGAAGAUAUAAAUGGAACCAAGACAUUAUCACCUGUAGAUGUGGUGCACAAGCCAAAUCCAGAAGAGACUGAAAGCAAAUUGUACACUGUAGAACAUACUUUUGAUGCACAAGGAAGUAUAACUGAAUGUGAUGCUUCCUACAAGCUUGAGAAUGAACUUCCAAUAGAAGAACCAGUCAAAGUCUUUGAUAUUAAGGAGGCUGGAGGGAAACCGUACCAUGAAGAUAGCAAAGUCACUCAAGAUAAUUUCAGCAGUGAUAGUGGUCACAGUUCAGGGACAAAUAGGCCAAGUGUUAAGCAGGAGAAUAAACAGGAUGAUAAUGAAGAUUUUGAUGAUGACUUGAAAAAGAUUUUGAAUGCAGGUAUUGAAGACAUCAGAAUGCUUCAGGGGGAGCUCAAAAGUGCGAUAGCAGAGGAUUUUGCUCGGAGCAGUGAGAGCUCCAGCCCAGGAUCAGCCCUUGUGUAUUUCCAAGUGGGGACAAUGCUUGGUGAUCCAAAUUCGACAUUCAACCUGGCCCUCUGUCAUCACUUUGGACGAGGUGUCAAGCAGGACAUGAGGAAGGCCCGCAACCUGUAUGAGGCUGCAAGCAGGAAAGGUCAUGGAGAAGCAACCUUUAACUUGGCCAUUUUGGUCAGCCAGGGCCAGGGUGGAUCUGCUGAUCUAUCUCAGGCAAGGAGAUUACUAUCUCUGGCUGCUGAGAGAGGUGUCGAGGAAGCUCGUUUAGCUUUGCAGCAGAUAGAUGAGGAAGAAGAGAGUGAGGAUGAUGUGUAUGAAGGUGGACUGAGCAGGACCCAGUCUGAACCAACACUCUCGUCUGUUCCAUCAAGCAACUGGUCAUCUUCAUAUUCAACCACAGAUCUUGACAUACUGGAAGAUUCGUUAGGCUUUGUGUCCACAGAGAUUAAUGCCCGAACGAGGCCUGUGUUCCACCUAACAUGAAUGGGUCUUGUACUUUAUUAGGGUGAGUAACUGCAAGAAUUGGAAGGCUAUUAAAUUUUGGAGAAAGAAAGCUAGUCAAAUUUUGAUUUUAUGCAUCAGAUUUUUUCCUCUAUAUAGCCUGGUUUCAAUUAGUUAUAAAAUGCAGAUAUAAUUAUCAAAAAGCAAGCUCAAUGUGAUGAUCUGGGAGUUAUAUCUUUCAAAUUGAAAUAAGUAAUAACAGUUCUUUUGUAAAUUUUGUUACAAAAUUUUAUUCAAUUAUUGAAUAAAGUGAUAUGAAAGUAAGUAGGUUGGCAAUUUUUUACUGAUAAAUUUUUACACUAAUUUCUAUGUUACCUAAAGGUAUUGAAAAUAUUGUUAUCAUACUAUAUAUAUAUAUCACUGAAAAUUCAUGUAUUUUUGCUCUCUUGACAUUUUUUUCAAGCAAGGGAGGAUGCUACAAAUAUAUUUCUGAUCUUGUAGGUGAUGCUAAAGCUAAUUACCCUGAAUGGUGUAUUGAAAAUUAUAUUGUGAAUGUAACCUGAUUUUUUGUUCAUAGAAAAUUGAUAAUUCUUUGUUUAUUGAUUUCCAUGCUAAAUUAUUUAUAUUUAUGCAAACAAGCAUUGUGAUAUUAUAUAGUAAUUUGUAUUUAACUAACUUAUGCAAACCAUUGGGAAUCAACAUGAUGAUUUAUAACUGAUUUACAAAAAAGUGAUGCACAACGCAGGUGCAGCCUUCUGUGUGGUAAAAUAGCAACUAAUUAAUUUAAUGACACAAUCCUCUAGUACGUUGUCUUUGAAAACUAUGCUCAAAAAAGAAUAUAUAUAAUUUCUUGCAACGAUUUAUCAUAUUUAUAUAUGCAUGAUAUUCAUUGUUUUGAUUUCUUAAUGAUUUGGAUAAUAUAUCAGUGGGAAGCAUGAGUCCAGUGAGUGUUUAAUAUUUAUAUAUGUUUGAUAUUAAUGGAUUUGUUAUUUAUUUUUUAUACAAAUUAAUUUGUCACUUCAGUGUUUAUUGCAUAGAUAUUAAUGAUUUAAGAUUGAAAUCAAUCAUUAAUUAUUAAAUAGAAAAAUUAGAAUAAUAAGAAUAUUUUUUGAGGUGAGUUGCUUGGUAGGAUUAAAUAUAUAUCAAGGAAUCUUACUAUAGUGAUCUGGACUAAGGCUAAAGGUCUUCAUAAUGUAUGCAGAUUCUUUACUCUGCCACUAUUACUUGCAUUUAUGUGUUCAAAGCUUUGCAGUUGGAGAAUAUGUAUCUCAUUCUUCAAGUUAUGUUUAGUACAUUACAGUUAAAUGUUUCACUUUCACACCUACAUUUUCUCCCAUGUAUCUUAAGCACUCCCUAAUUCUUUCUCUCAAAUAUAUUUUUAACAUCUCAUACUUCAUAUCUUACAUUGUGUUUGUCCACUAUUCAUGCUUAUUCUUAUACCCACCUCAGUGAAUUUAUUCUAUAGUAGUGUUGACUGCAUAUCUCCUCUCUCUUCUUUUUGUGUCCCCUAGAACUUCACAUUUUUAUAGUCACUUUUUCACACUGUAAGCCUUUUUCUUUUACUCUACAUUAAGUUUAUUAGCAUAACUGAAGUUAGAAUGUUAUACCUUGUACUUUGGUUUCUAGUAGAGAAAGGGGGUCUACCAUAGCUUGCAUAGUUCUCCAAGACUUGUGUCUUAUUGUAUGACAGCAUUUUGUACUGUAUUUUCUCAUAUCCUUGGUUUGUUGUGUAGGUAGGGAAUGAGAUAGACAGUACUGAGUUAAGUUUAGUUUCACACUAACAGGACGGCUUAUAAUGAAGCGAUUCAGUACUGUUAUUUGUUUAGAUGUCACAUAUCAAAUGUAAGAAUGGUAUAGGAGAGUUAUCAGUGGCUGUCAUUUUUUCCUCUCUUUCUCUCCAUAGGGCAGAACUAAAAGAUAAUUUGAGGAAUUUCUGCUUGUUAAAGUCAUGGAAAAAGGACAGAAUAUGUGGCACAAAUCCUGAAUGAUGUACGUUUUCCUGAACUGUUGUUUUUUUCCCAGUGAAAUUUGGUUGUAACAAAAAUGUUUUUCCAAAGCAAAGUUGUGAACAGUCAUAUUAUUGUAUAGGAAUGUUAUAAUUAAAUGACAUUUACCAAUUGGUUCUACCUAAGUAAUAUAUGCUUCAUUGUUACAGUAAUUAGACUGUAGGUUGACAUGAAGUAGGUGAUUUUAAUCACCUAGAUUUUAUAUUUUUAUGAGUACAAAUGUAAAUAAGAUGAUAAUAAAUAUCUUCUCAUUA